AAAGAUUAUAAUUCUGUCAUGGGACAGCAAUCGGUAUGGACUGACUCCAGUAGUUACUGUAAUAUCUUCCCUUAAAAAAUAACAAAUGCAAAUGAAACAUAUCAGCAGAGAAAACCACAAAUCAAUAUAGCAAAUUAAUAAAACACGUAGAGACAUUCAGUACGGAGGUCAGAGUAGCUACCUGAACCAUCCUGCCAGAUGAGGGAAUUACUCUGUUUCUUACUUAACAUCUAUCAAUAUCUACUAUUACUGAACUAACUCCAGGGUUUUCUGAUCACACAUCCACUUCCUGAUUACAAAGCAGUUCCUUCUGCACUGGCCUGUUCAGUUCAUGAGGUGGACCUGACACGUGUAGCCUAUGGUUGCUGGUCCCGGUGUUUUUUCAUUGCAGUGAGUGGGUAUGCAAGUGUUGCUUCUGUCAGCACAGGAAUACCGUAAACAGCAUUCUAGAAACAGCUAGUGAUGUCCUUGGUUUUGAUCAGAUGCCUGUUUUUCCUGUAGGACUGGCCCACUCAUGGAUGGUUAUAACUUAUAACCUUGGGGCACAUGGCAUCUUCUGUUUGAAAUCUAACAUUCUCUCUCACUUGCAAUGGGUUGUUUGGCAUUCUUUUCAUAGCAUUUCUUCCAUUCCAAUAACCUGGCAGAUAAAUCUUUAACUACUCUAAAGUUAAAGGUCUUUGGCUUAAGAAGCUUAUUGGAUGUUGGCACCAAGGUUUUAAUCUUCUGCCCAUAAACUUCUGAACAGCUGAUCCUAAUAAAGCAUUGUGAGGACUACUGUGAUGUACUAACAGUGCGACACAUGGAUCCCUGGCAUCUAACAUUUUUUCUAUUAAGUUCUUUGUUAUUUGUGCUGACUUUUCUGCUAACCCAUUUGAUUGUGCAUAAGGACUUGGCCUGUGGUGCUUGAGCUGAUAUAUCACAGAGAAUUGCUAAAACAAACUGUAUGUGAGGCUGCCAAUUCUCACAAUAUUUGGUGUUUAGCUUAAAGCACCCAGAAACAAGUGAUUUUGUGAAAAUCUCAGCUGUUUUUUUUUUUUAAAGUAAGUUUCUAGUCCUUUUAGUUGUGGAGAAAAACUUGAAAAUGUGACCUAGAGUGCACCUUCAAAGCUCAAAAAUCAGAUUGCAAAUAAAAUAACCAAACAAACAGUCUACUAAGGACUGUUGUGCCAGCCAGAGUGACCAUGGUUGAUGGCAUUGCACCAGGUAUUGUUUAGUAAGUUCCCAAAUCUGGCUCAGUCCCGUGAAUCCACAAAUCUCCGAGGUGGCCUCGUGGCAGUAGCAAGUUGGGUCAGGGUGUGCACCCCUUUGAAUGUCAAUGGAAAAUUUGAGAGCAUGGUGUGCUAGGGUGUUUUUGUCCAUUCUGGCAACAUGGCUGAAGAGCAUGCAACACUGCUUUUGAAUACAAUGAGCGACUGAAGGAAGGCCAGAAACGUGCAAGAUCGUGACAUUUCGCACAAAGUCAAACCACUUUAUGCUCAGGAUUUGGUGCUGACAGCACAUAUGGAAUGCCUCUAACCACUCCACGUCUCCUGUAAGAGGGUCCAGGUUUCUGACCCGUACUGCAAUACACGUAGUACGUAAGUUUGAUAAAUUCUGAACUUUGUCUUAGCACAAAGACAUUUUUGCAUCCAUAAGCAAGACAUGGACUUCAUUCAGGAGGUGGCAAGAUGUAUUCAUCAAAGAAUGUCCAAUUUUCCACAAUUGUUUGAACUCUCUUUGCAGCCUAGGUAGACGAAUUCAUCAGGGCUCUCCGCUGUACUCAGCCCACCUGCACCAGGUGCUUUGGUCAUCCAGCUCUGAGGUUCUGGGCCUUGGUCUUCUGGCAGGAGAUGUUCAACUCCAUGGUGUGGGCAGCGUCUGGGAGACCUUGGAUGGUGGGACUGAAAUUCUCCACAAGCAAGGCAGCAUCGUUGGAGUGAUCUUGGUUGGUGGCCACUUCUUGACCAAGCUUGAUUCCAACAUGUAGAGCAAGAAGUCCUAAUAUUCAGUAAACAGCUCAACAGAAUAGUGUGGGGUGCAAGAAUGUAUCCCUGCCGCAAACCUGACAUUGUGUAGAAAUGUGGUGAAAGCUAUGAACCAAUAUGCACUCUUGCACCUGUACUCAUGCAUGAGAGAGCAGAAAAGUGGAACACAACUCCUUUCAGUACGAGCCAAAGUGCUGACCUGUUGACUGAAUCAAAAGCUGUAUUGAUAUCGAUACAUGGAAACUGUAUCGACACAUCAACUGGGCAGUUAAAUUCUCAGUGCAGCUCAACUAGAAGACAGAGGGUGUGGACAGUGUCCAUUGUUUACUGCUCUACAGUGAAUCCUGAUUACUGUAGACAAUGAUGUCUGUUAAAGAGCUGCUGCAUCCUACCCAGCAGAAUGUGACCAAAGACCUUUUCAGGGAGUGUGGUUGGCACACUCACUGUCAGAUCCUCUGCCAUUGUACAGGGACAUUAUGAUGCCAUCUUUCCAUUCUGCUAGCAAUUUGAAGCCCACACUUUUAAGAACAGUUGAUGCAGGCAGGCUGAUGCUCACUGGUUCCACAGCACCCUUGAGCAGCUCAAGUGGAAUACCAUCAGGUCCAGCAGCACACCCAUUCCGUUACUUUUAGAUGGUCUUUCGUACUUCCUCGAGUGACAAAGGAUCAGUGUUCAUCCCAAGAUCUGCAGCUAUGUGGUUUGCCAGGUCACAUAGCUCUUGACAGUCGUCAGCAGGUGUGUUGUUCAGCAUGCUAUUCUGUAAUCAGACGGCUCUCCCUGCUUGAGAGACAAGGUCCUGGAGAGAUGGAAAACCCAUUCUAAAAGCAUGAGGAUGUUAGAAGGCUGUUUCUGGGUCCAGUCAGGUACAUGAUAGCUCUGUAGGCAAGAUGCAGAUUGUUGUUCAUUAGGCCAUCCUUUCCUUCUUCAGCUAGGGAACUGAUGUAGAUCUCACAGUUUUGUUUUGCCAUGGCCUGGAAAAUGCCUUUCAGCUGUUUAUGUUCUUAGACAUCUGUCAAAAGGAACCCCAAAUUUAUUAUUUUUCAGAUAUCACAAUUUUAAGUCAAUCUCAUGAUUCCAGCCAUGGAUGGUCAGGUUCUGUAUUCUGUAUUUAUUGUAGAUUCCAACUUCAAUGGCCAGAAUAGGAUAUUUUGGACUCUGUGUUUAUACUUUGCAAAAUCCAGAUGCACACUGUGGAUUAUUCUUAGCAAUUCUGCCCUUGUAAUGGGUAUUAUUAUGAGACAAAGUCCUUUGUACAGAAUCUCAUCAUAUGCAGCAGUUUAUAACCAUAGUCACGGCAUGUUUUUAUGCUGGAGGAACAUGGGCUUUUUCGUUUGGCCAUCAAUCAAGCUGUUGGGAGGUUGCGUCACUUGUGUUUCUUCUCAGAGCUCGUCAAAUUUUGUUUCAGAAAUCGGCAGUGCUUGAGUCAGAUUUCCUUCAAACUCCUAUUCCUGCAGUGCUGACUUUCACUAUUUAUGGAAACUCUUAAAAACAUGUCUGUUGUAAUAAGCUCCCUCUCUGAACUAAGUUUCUCAUUUAACAAGUACAAUAGACCUUCAGAAUUACAAACACUUCAGGAAUGGAGGCUAUUGGUAACUGAAAUGUUCGUAACUGAACAAAACAUUACGGUGGUUCUAUCAAAAGUUUACACCUGAACACUGACUUAAUACCGCUUUCAAACUUUACUAUGCAGAAGAAAAAUGCUGGUUUUAACCAUCUUAAUUUAAAUGAAACAAGCUGAGAAAGUUUCCUUUGCCAAUUUUUAACCCCUCCCCUUUUUUUUUUUUAAAAAAAAAAGUAGUUUACAUUUAAUACAGUACUGUACUGUAUUUGCCUUUUUUUGGUCUCUGCUGCUACCUGAUUGCAUACUUCUGGUUCCAAAUAAGAUGUGUGGUUGACUGGUCACUUUGUAAUUCUGUUCGUAACUCUGAGGUGCUAUGGACUUGUGCAAUUUCACUAUCGGUCCUUGAAGUCAUUGGGGUUCUUUGCACAAUGGUUUUCUGGAAAUAAGACCUACAUUUUUAACAGUGAGGACAAUUUACCAGGAACAAUUUACCAGGGGCUGUGGUGGAUUCUCCAUCACUGACCAUUUUUAAAUAAAGAUUGGAUGUUUUACAAAAAGAUCUUGCCUAGGAACUAUUUUGGAUAAGUUCUAUUGAGCUGAUCACAACUGGCUCUUCUAUGAAACUACUAACAGAGGCUUCCAAUCUGUUUCUACCAUAACUGAUUUCUACUUGUAAAUGCAUUUAUGAAACUGUUCACAAUCAGAAACAAGCGCCAGCACCUCUCUUUCAAUCUGAGCCCAGUUCAGCAGUUUUCACCAGAGCUUGGGAAGCACAUGCCACUGGACAAUCAUUUUGCAGACGAGCAGCUCCCCUAACCUACAUGACCUUGCACUGGUGAGUCCUGAUUAGGCUCUCCGUUAAUCCCAAAAUAUUCCAGUUCUGGGACUCUUGUGGUAACUUCCGUUCAAAGUCUUAAGAAGCUUUCCUCUUGCCAGUCACCCCAGCACCCGCCACGUGCCGCAGGGCGAAGGGUUUCUCGCCGUUCUCUGCACUGCCACUUGCUUCGCAGACUCACUGCCCGUCAGGUUCCCUUCUAGACGGCGGGAUUCGGGGGCCGUGAUCUUGCUGCAUUUUUGGUCCCCUCUGGCUGCCCCAGGACACAGGUAACGGGGCCAAGAGCAGGCGCAGGGGUCGGGGGGAGACUUUGUUCCCGAGCCCCAGCCCCAGCCCCAGCCCCAGGGCAGGGAUCGGUUCAAAGCCCUCAUUCCCCCCCCCCUCGCCCCAUGCCACGGGUCACACACAAGGCUUCGUCCCGUCCCAUAGGCCCAGCGCGGGCCCAGGGCGCCUCUGAGCGGGGCUCAGGCAGCCCGCCACAGGCCAGGCCCAGGCUACGAGCCACCAGCACCGGGACGGGCCCCCGGGGAAAGGGCGGGCCGCCGCCUCCCUCAGUCUAACGCAGCCCCUCAGGCUGGGGGAGGGGGGCGGGCGCCCUUAGGCCUCCCCGCGCCUGCGCCACGCUGACAACAUCUUUUCCCCGGUCGCGCGCCACCCGCACACCGCUACGCUGGAUCGCCGACGCGUGCCAAUCAGCUCCGACGUCUUUGCUGUGAACGCCAAUCAGAGGCCGGGGGCGGGACUUCCUCGCGCCACGCCCGCUGCGCGGCGGCGGUCGGGGGAGGAGAGGCGCGGGGGAGGGAAGAAGGGGGUAGCGCGGCCUCGCCCAAGGCUCCGCCCCCGCCCUCCGCGAACGCGCGCGGCCCCGCUUCCCACGCCGGCACAGAGAGUGCUUGCGUCACCUCGCGCUCUGCGUCCGGCGGCGGCGCGCGCCGCUUUCUUGCCCGGCUCGGGGGAGCACGAGCUUAGGGCCCCGCCCCUCCGCGGCCUGGGCUUUGCGUCGGCCCCGCACAGGGCAGCGGCGCGCACGUCGCCCUGCCCCUCGCCUCGCGGCCUGUGCGUUUAACGAGCGGCGCGCGCAGCCUCAGGAGACCCGCCGCCGCCGCCGCCGCCGCCUUCCUGGGACUGGGAGUCAGCGGGCGCCGGAGCCGGGGCCGGGGCCGGGGCCGGGCGCGGAGGGAAUGCGGCCAGGGGCAGCCGUCGGAGCAGCGUCCCCGUGAGCAGCGCGGGAGCCGCCGCCGCCGCCGCCUGCCCGGCCUGAGAGCGCAAGGAGCGUCCGCCCGCCGCCGCGCCGCGCAGGGCAGGGGAGCCCCGCCAGGGAAGCCAUUUUGUGCCGCCCCGCUCCCCCGCCGGGCCGCCGCCGCCCUGCCGGGUCGCCCCGGCUCCCUGCUGCGCAGGCCCGCGGGGCCCUAGAGUGAGAGCGGCCCAGGCAGGGACGGGGGAGCCCGCAGCGGGCGGCGGCCGCGCUCCCCAUGGCGAAGAAAACGUACGACCUGCUCUUCAAGCUGCUGCUGAUCGGGGACUCCGGGGUCGGCAAGACCUGCGUGCUCUUCCGCUUCUCCGACGAUGCCUUCAACACCACCUUCAUCUCCACCAUCGGCAUAGACUUCAAGAUCAAAACAGUUGAAUUACAAGGAAAGAAGAUCAAGCUUCAGAUAUGGGACACAGCAGGACAGGAGCGAUUUCACACCAUCACCACCUCUUACUACAGAGGCGCCAUGGGAAUUAUGCUAGUGUAUGACAUCACUAAUGGCAAAAGCUUUGAAAACAUCAGCAAAUGGCUCAGAAACAUAGAUGAGCAUGCCAAUGAAGAUGUGGAGAGGAUGCUGUUAGGAAACAAGUGUGACAUGGAAGAUAAGAGAGUUGUACUUAAAGCAAAAGGAGAACAGAUUGCGAGGGAGCAUGGUAUUAGGUUUUUCGAAACUAGUGCAAAAGCAAAUAUAAACAUUGAGAAGGCAUUCCUCACAUUAGCAGAAGACAUUCUUCGAAAGACCCCUGUAAAAGAGCCCAACAGUGAAAAUGUAGAUAUCAGCAGUGGAGGAGGGGUGACAGGCUGGAAGAACAAGUGUUGCUGAACGUUCUCCUAGAUCACCAAUCGCCAUCCACCACCCCCUUUUUGUUUUUCUCGCUGCAAAAUAAACCACUCUGCCCACUUUUAACCUUAAAUGAAUGUUUUUGUUCCUCAUCUUAACAAUGCUCCAGCCUCCCUUUGUUCUUCCAUUUAGGACAGCUUGCUGACUAUAAUUUUCUCAACAAAAUGUAUAGAAAAAUCAUGUCUGUGACCUUUUUUUAAUGUAUCUGCUCAACUCACCACUACAUUUUGGUUGUAUUAUAGUCCCAUUCUUGACAUUAAAACUUAUAGCAAUCAUUUCAACUCUAUUCUGCAAAUUGUAUAAGAAUAAAAGUUAGAAUUAACACUUUAA
Messenger RNA from Dermochelys coriacea (leatherback sea turtle), 6783 nucleotides. It is a transcript of the gene RAB10, whose product is annotated as RAB10, member RAS oncogene family. NCBI's taxonomy places the organism in Eukaryota, Metazoa, Chordata, Testudines, Dermochelyidae. The transcript has 6 exons. Gene Ontology annotation, cellular component: recycling endosome; insulin-responsive compartment; Golgi apparatus. Gene Ontology annotation, molecular function: GTPase activity; GTP binding. Bases 5833 to 6435 code for a protein of 200 amino acids. Gene Ontology annotation, biological process: cellular response to insulin stimulus. The record is from RefSeq and is a predicted model, not a curated record.